AUGUACUUGAAAGAAGGGAAAACAGAGGUUCAUCAAAUAACACGACUGAGAUGUCAAACAUAUUUUGUUAUAGAAUUUGGUCUUGUGGAACGAGAGCAGAAGAUGAUUAGAGUGAAUGAAAGGAGGCAGUUGGAGAAGCCUCUCCCAUUACCAUUCCCCUCCAUACCGCUGUUAAAUAAUCAAGAGCCACGCUUCAAGAGUAAAAACGUAGUUCGAAUCGAAAAUAUAACAGAGAUACCAUCGAGUCCUAAAACUCAAAAUAUUUCAAUAGAAUUGAAGCGCGAACAACGGAAGGUUGGUCGUGUUAAUGUAAUCGACAGAUUCCGAUAG
Molecule: messenger RNA, 330 nt
Organism: Acaulospora morrowiae
Lineage: Eukaryota; Fungi; Glomeromycota; Glomeromycetes; Diversisporales; Acaulosporaceae
Source: the annotation of a GenBank genome assembly